AACCCGGCUCUGCAGUUUACAACGCUAAAAAAAUCUGUUAAAUGAGGCAUAAGGUUAGGUCCAACGCACGUAAAUGAAGUGGUAUGAGGUGGACGGGUACUCUGCAAUUUAAUACUCCGAGGAGAUAAAACUAUCCCGUGAUUAGCUGCCUUGGGUCUCCGUGGCCAAAAACAUGCCGCGAUGUUGCUGACUCAAGUCGAGUCAUGGGCAUGACUCGCGCGUGAUGUUGUUAUUUGCAUAUAAAUGCGGGCAACAAACAUAAAGUGAAUGUAUUCUUAUUGAAGGGCACGGUGACAUGGAACGAGACCGUUUUGCUUUGGCCGGGCAUUUGUUGCUUUUUGCAGCACUUAUCUCUGCUGUAAGAUCACAAAUUCCACUGCCCAAACAUCCAUUAGGUUUUGUGUACCAGGGAGGUGAGUCCAGCGCUCCCAUUCAUCUCACAGCUUUUGUAGAUCUGACCUGUCCAGACUGCAAACAGGCAUGGCCGACGGUGAAAAAGAUUGCAGAUAUGUACGGGCCUAAAGUUGUGCAGUUUACGUUGCAGCUCUUUCCGUUACCGUAUCACACAAAUGCAUUUAUCGCUGCUCAGGUGAGUUUACGCUUUGACUUGAAAUCCUGUCCCUGUCAGAUAAUAAUCGAUGCUCCAAAAAAAUGUAUGUGUCGACUGCCAACACCAGUUUGCUUGGCAGCUUUGUACAUGGUAUAUUUCUGUGGAUGAAACAAUUCUUGGGGAGAUACCUUCUUUCUCUGAGGUAAAGCCCAAUUCAGCCCCAUUCUAGUCACUUUCUUGGAAAUGUAAAUUACGUAAUCAAUUCCGUUAUCCCUACUUCAAUAAUGUACUUACUUAAGGCUUUUCUUGAAUGAGCAAUACCCGCAGUUAAGUAUUGCACUUAGAAGCAAAGACAGGCCUGAUCGUUUUUAUUGCAAGUAGUCAUUUGUGUGUAAACUCCAUUUGCAUGCAAAAAAUUCUGCAAGGCACCACGCAUUUUUGGCACCAUGCUUGCAAGUUUUGGGCACCGCACUUGCGAUUACCGACGUGUAAAUGCAUCAGUACCCCAGCUUUUGGGGUUGCUGAGACUACGUCACGGAGAUAGUUGCGGUAUGGCAUAAAUAGCAGUUAUGUUGGUGACGUGCAUGGUGCUUUUUGAACUAAAAAUCUGACAGUAAAGAAUCACAGCUUGAUUUUUCAGCCAUUUCCAGUAAAGAUACAAAUGGAACAAAAGAAGUGCAAAAUUGUUACCAUUCCCAGGUGACAAAAACAUCAUUUUGAGUUGUAUGAAUGGGUAUAGGACCAAGAGGGUGGUGGAAAUUAAGCCUAUAAUGAGUAGUCAGCCAUUGGACUGUGGAUUGCAGACUGCAGACCAAGGUUAAAAUGAAGACCAAAUGUAGACUGCACAAGUCUGAGAGUAAAAUGCAGGGUAAACAUAGGCUCAAAAUGUAGAAUAAGGACUGACCAACUGAUAAGCAUAACACUGUGUACUUGUUAUUGAGAGCAAACCUCAGAAGUAUGCAAAUAUAUUGAAAAUUAAAGCUGUCCCAUUCUAGUAAAUGUUCUUUUGAGAAAAUUAUUCCAUUUUUGUGUUCAGCUUUCUUCCUAGUCUUGGAAGCUUUGGAAAAAAACCUUUUUUUCUUCUUUACUUGAUUCACUAAAGACCUUUUCUCGUUUCCUGCUUUCAGAGUGUCUACGCCGUGGAAGCCUUUAACUCAUCUCUUGUUAUCAGCUGGAUGAACGUCAUAUUUGAUAACCAAGAACAACUGUACAAUUUUCAGACAAUGGACAAAGACAGAUAUGAUGUGAUCAAGUAAGUGUGAUCAAAGUCUUGGGUAAUUAAACCAACUGACUGAUUAAAACAAAUUAGUUAUUAAAACCCUUAUGUAACUGGUUAAUUGUUAACGAUAAAACUUUCUAUGGCCUCUCCCCCUGCCCCCAGGUCUUUGCCCUCUCCCCUGAAGCAGGCAACUCCUUGGGCAUUUGAACUUUAAAAGUCUGAGUUGUUUAAUUUCCAUUCCCUAGUCCCGAAAAUAAGUGCCUCACUGUCAUACAACCUUAUUUCAAGGGUUGUCUCCUACUUUGUUCCACACAGACAGGCAGGAGAGAAGACAGAGAAGGCUGGGAAUGAGGUUGACUGUCAAAAUGUCAAACACCCUGCCAUUUAAAAGUGGCAACUGCGACAGCAAAUUAAACACAAAUGAUUCACAUACAUAUUGUCAAAGCCCUUCCUCUCUGGCACUGAAUUUCUCCAACUUUACCCUAUGUUUUCCAUCAAGGUACAAAAUGAUUAUUGGUAAUAUUAAAGUGUAAUAAUGGUUACCUUGGCCACUAUCCAAAAGUUUGUCAAUUUCAGCUUUUGAAUGGCAGUCAAGCCUUUUAAGUGACUUAAAAGGUUGGGUGCCCUGAAUAUGGGGACUGAGUUUCCUUUACCCUACAAUCUUAACAAAAAAGAACUUUACAUAGGUAUCUAAUACAGUUUUUGAAAAUGUUGCCAGAGCCAGGGGUACAAGUUUAUUGAUAUUAUUAUUUUAUGCUGUUGACUGUCCCAGUAAGGAUAAUGUAUCUUUUUGAAUGAAUGUUACAUAUUGAAUGAGUGAGUGAGUGAAAAUAUGUUUCUGUACACUGUACCUGUUUAUCCUAUUUUAGCAUUAUUUCUGAUCUGGGAAGUAAGCUUAAAAUUGACAAAUCAGUCAUCAAGGAUGGUCUUUCCAAUACUAAAUUUGAUGAGAGUACAAGAAUUUCAUGGAAACAUGGCUGUUCAAGUGAGUAUUCUUUUAAAUUUGCAUAGCACUAUUUAAUAGAUUAUUGUAGUCUCCAAAACAAACAAAAGUCAUGCAAGUUUCUCUAAGGAAGAGUGGGGACAUAGUGUGUUAUUUAUAUACAUUAUUUUAUAGAUCAAAAUGGCUAAAUAUUGGCCUCAUAUUCUAUGUCAAAGAAAAACGAAAAAAAGAACAAGUCAACUCCAAAAUAAGGAAUGGCUGAAUAUUUAAUUAUUUAAUAGUCAGCUACCUUGUCUAAACAAUUUUGGUCAAUAUAGGAUAUAUUUUAUGGCCAAAAGUAAAAUAUAUCUCUGAGGUCCAGAGUGGCAAGAUAGACCCAUCUUCUCUGAUUGGCUAACCAAUCAGAACAAAGGAUUUGCAUCAUCUUAUCAUCUUAUGCACUCGCACAACCAGCCCAUAUAACAACAAUAUCUUUUUUUUACUAUUUUAAAGUUGGGGUGUAUUUUGAAUUUAAAUCAGCUGUAGAAGAAUUAAUAUGUAAAUGUUUUAUGUUUUGCUCCUGUAGAUUGGCUUUUGUUUCUUGCUGAGUGCCAAAGAUGUUUGUUGUUAUUUGUUGCUUAAUUUUAAAUAACAAUGUCCUGUCUGUAUUAUUUUAGGGGCAGUCUCUGGCACUCCAUUCUUUUUUAUAAAUGAUAUUUUUGUCAGUGAAGCUUCAGCUAGUUGGACUGUGGAGGACUGGAAGAAACUCAUAGAUCCACUGUUGAAAUGAUAGAUGGUUAAUUCAUUUCCUGCACAUGUAUAUGAAGUAUCUAUUGAUAAUUCAUAAUGUUAUGAAUUAAAUAAUAGAUCAGAAACUCAUAAUUUGCUGCAUAGGUU
Molecule: messenger RNA, 3588 nt
Organism: Porites evermanni
Lineage: Eukaryota; Metazoa; Cnidaria; Anthozoa; Scleractinia; Poritidae
Source: the annotation of a GenBank genome assembly